This is a messenger RNA of Chrysochloris asiatica (Cape golden mole), 825 nucleotides long. RefSeq names its product family with sequence similarity 122B (gene PABIR2). Gene Ontology annotation, molecular function: protein serine/threonine phosphatase inhibitor activity. The record is from RefSeq and is a predicted model, not a curated record. NCBI's taxonomy places the organism in Eukaryota, Metazoa, Chordata, Mammalia, Afrosoricida, Chrysochloridae. Bases 1 to 825 code for a protein of 274 amino acids. The transcript is spliced from 10 exons.
AUGGCUCAGGAGAAAAUGGAGCUGGACUUUGAGCCUGACACAUCUGAGGGGGGCAUCCUGAGGAGAUCCAACAGCGCUCCCAUGAUCUAUGGGGUCAGUGACCUUUCACAGAUUUUUCAGCCAUACACGGUGAGAGCUCGGAGGAACAGUACCACGAUUAUGAACCAACACAGCUUGUUGCCGUCCUCUUCAUCUCACCGUAUUCCUAGUAGCAGACUGCAUCAAAUCAAGAGGGAAGAAGGGGUGGAUAUGAUGAACCGAGAGACUGCGCAUGAAAGGGGAGUACAGACAGCAAUGCAGAUAAGCCAGUCAUGGGAUGAGAGCCUGAGCCUGAGUGAUAAUGACUUCGACAAGCCAGAGAAAUUAUAUUCUCCUAAGAGAAUUGAUUUCACUCCAGUUUCUCCAGCUCCCUCCCCCACCAGAGGAUUUGGAAAGCAAUGUUUCUCACCAUCCUUACAAAUGUUUGUGAGUAGCAGUGGAUUACCACCAAAUCCUCUUCCUAGUCCAAGACGAUUUUCAAGGCAAAUUCAAAGUCCAGUCAAGUGCAUUAGACCCAGCGUCCUUGGUCCUCUUAAAAGAAAAGGUGAAAUGGAGACAGAAAGCCAGCCCAAGAGACUCUUCCAGGGCACUACCAACAUGCUGACUCCUGAUGCUGCCAAACUGGCUGAUCUCAGUUCAUGUUCAGAUAUUUUGGAUGGCAGUAAUAGCAGCAGUGGCUUGUCCUCAGACUCCCUGGCUAAAGGCAGCACUCCCGCAGAGGUUCCAGUAGCAUGCUCCAAUUCCUGCUCCUCGUUCAUCUUGAUGGAUGAUCUCUCACCCAAGUGA